AUGGAUGUCGAAGUUAACAUUCUUCCAUGUUUAAUAAAGUAUAAUGGUCCUACCGAGUUUAGGAAAAGAUUUAAAGAGAAAAUAAGGACAUUAUCACAGGAUUCUUCUGAUUCCUCAACUACAUCAUGUACAACAGAUUCUUCAAAUUCUUCAGAUUCAACAGAUUCAACAGAUUCCAACUCUAUUCCAGGUGGAUUUGACAUAAAGGAAAUUUGUGGAUCUUGCACUAACAAUGUGAAUUUCUCAGUGAAAGUGACUGAAAAACUUAUAAAAGAUGUGUAUUAUCCUAUUAGAGGAGUGGAUAAGCUUCUGAAAGACAAGUAUUAUGUAUUAUUUAGAGGUCGUCAAAUGCGUGGAAGCAGAUUAGCUCUUGAGGAUUUUGGGUACAAUAUGAGUGUUGUAACUAAGGAUAAUAGACAUAAAGAAUCAAAUUUCUCAAAAAACACUUCUACCGAGUCUACAUAUCUCAUUAAAACUGCCAACAUUUCAUCCAUUACGUAA
Molecule: messenger RNA, 501 nt
Organism: Theileria annulata
Lineage: Eukaryota; Apicomplexa; Aconoidasida; Piroplasmida; Theileriidae
Exons: 2
Coding region: 1-501 (166 amino acids)
Biological process (GO): RNA catabolic process
Cellular component (GO): ribonuclease H2 complex
Source: RefSeq, a predicted model, not a curated record